AACGUCAGUCAUACGAAUCAGUUCGGUUUGAAUUGCGCUCUGAUAUUGCAAUAACAAAUCUGCAUUUAUUUUCUAUUACAGCAAUGCUUCCGAAAACUCGGAUUUCAACCCUGAUGCGGGUCAUUUCCAAUGGAUCAUGUAGCUGUCCCGCACACUCUAGACCGGCAGCAAGUGCUUUGGGCACCAAAACGGCAAACGAGUAUGCAUUCGAAAUGUCAUCGGCAACCGUUCGGUACGGUCCUGGUGUAAGCAAAGAACUUGGACACGAUCUUCAAAAUUUGAAUGUGAAGAAGGCCUGCAUAGUAACAGAUAAGAAUGUUAUCAAAUUACCAUCGGUAAAAGUAGCUUUCGAUUCCAUGGCGCGUUGCGGAAUCCAGUAUGAAGUUUACGAUGAAACGCACGUGGAGCCCACGGAUGAAAGCAUGAUCCAUGCAGCCAACUUCGCACGGAAAUACAGCUUCGAUGCUUUUGUUGCUAUCGGAGGUGGAUCAUCAAUUGAUACUUGUAAAGCAGCAAGCCUGUUCAGUGCCGAUCGGGAAGCUGACUUCCUUGACUACGUCAAUGCUCCUAUCGGUAAAGCAAAGGAAGUAACCGUCGAACUGAAACCACUGAUUGCCGUUCCGACUACGGCGGGUACAGGUUCCGAAACCACUGGAGUAGCCAUUUUUGAUUAUAAGUCACUGCAUGCCAAAACGGGAAUAUCUAGCAAGCGACUAAGACCGCAGCUGGGUCUGGUUGAUCCACUGCAUACGUUGUCACAGCCGGAGAAGGUAGCCGCCUACUGUGGAUUCGACGUAUUUUGCCAUGCUCUGGAAAGUUUUACUGCGAUUCCUUACACCGAACGCGGUUCAGCUCCGACGAAUCCUAAACUACGUCCUCCGUACCAGGGUAGCAAUCCCAUCUCCGAUGUUUGGGCGCGCUUUGCGUUGAAAAUUAUUCGAGAGAACUUUGAAUCUGCGGUGUUCAAUCGGGAUGAUCUAAAAGCUCGUUCCAAUAUGCAUUUGGCCUCUACCAUGGCUGGAGUUGGUUUCGGAAAUGCCGGGGUCCAUCUGUGUCAUGGUCUGUCAUAUCCGAUCUCCGGAAGCGUACGGAAAUUCAUUCCCCCGGGUUAUAAUGACGACCAUCCGAUUAUUCCGCAUGGUUUGUCGGUGGUGAUGACAGCUCCGGCCGUGUUCACGUUUACCGGAGCCGCAUGUCCGGAACGGCAUUUGGAAGCCGCUGAAAUACUAGGAACCGAUAUAACAAACGCAAAAAGAAGUGAUGCUGGAAAGAUACUGGCUGACACUGUAAGAAAAUACAUGUUUGGACUGAACAUUGAAAAUGGCCUGUCAUCACUGGGAUUCAGUAGCGAGGAUAUACCCUCAUUGGUAAAAGGAACGUUGCCACAGAAAAGAAUUACCAAACUUGCGCCUCGCACUCAAACUGAAGAAGAUUUAACCGAACUUUUUGAAAACUCAAUGUCCGUUUACUGAUUGAUGAAUGUGUUAUUUCAAUAAAUUACAAUAAAAGUUUUUUUCUAA
Molecule: messenger RNA, 1520 nt
Organism: Malaya genurostris
Lineage: Eukaryota; Metazoa; Arthropoda; Insecta; Diptera; Culicidae
Gene: T3dh
Product: probable hydroxyacid-oxoacid transhydrogenase, mitochondrial
Exons: 5
Coding region: 84-1472 (462 amino acids)
Cellular component (GO): mitochondrion
Molecular function (GO): metal ion binding; alcohol dehydrogenase (NAD+) activity
Source: RefSeq, a predicted model, not a curated record